Messenger RNA from Paracoccidioides lutzii Pb01, 423 nucleotides. RefSeq lists its product as hypothetical. The transcript is spliced from 2 exons. The record is from RefSeq and is a predicted model, not a curated record. The coding region runs from base 1 to 423 and encodes 140 amino acids.
AUGGGCGGGCCUGUUCAACAUGGUCUCCCCGACGUUUGUCAAAAUAGCGAGUUCCGCUGUUCAAGUCGGCCUAUUGGUGAAAUCAUCGUAAGGGGGAUCCCCAUAAUAGGCGUGACUGCGGAUGAGUUGGGCGAGGAGUUUGGGGUAGUAUGUACUGAUCCAAUCGCAAUUCGGUUGAUUUCUGGAAUCAUUCCGUAUAGCUACCUGAAGAUAGUCAGAGGAACAUCUGGAUUCCCUCAAACACUCCGGCGAGAGGGAGUGGCUCUCAGCCGAACAUGCUCUCCAUACCCUGACAGAACGCAUCCAUCAAGAGUGGAAUGCACGCCAGGUGGCCAGUCUCCUCCUCUUGGAUGUAUCUGGAGCAUACGAUCACGUUUCACAUACCAUGUUGCUGUAAUCUCAGAAAGCGCGCCAUUGACCUGA